AUGGAAUCAUUUUGGAACACAAAGAUACUAAGCAAAGUUCCUAGAAGACUUUGGAUCCUCCUUGUGCCUACUUACUACGACAAAUCAGAAUAUACCGAUAUUUCAUCUAACUACACUACGAUCGAAUAUUUACGGUCUCAGGAAAAUUCUACGACGGAAAAUCCAUCCAUUCUUUUUCUUUCAGCUAUAGCUGGUAAGGAUUCAUAUGGACCUGAGCGGAAAAUCCAUGACUUUAUAGCAGUCUUAAAUACAAUUGCAGAAAACCAAGAUAGCCUUCAUAUAAACAUGGCUCUCCUAUGCAAUGACUUCCACGAACUUCAAAAUGUAAUCACAUAUAUUGAAUCUAAAUCAGAAACUCUUUCCCAAGUAUAUGGGAAGAUCACCAUAAUCCUGGCACCCUUCUUAGAUAAGAAUCAGGGAUUUGCAAGAGACCAAAGAAAAGCACCCCAGUCUCAAAGAUUAAGACGUCGAAUGAUUGCAAGAACAAGAAACUUCUUAUUAUUGAAUUCUUUGAGACAUGAGCAAUAUACAUUAUUUGUUGAUUCGGAUAUAAUUGAAUUCGAACACCCGGAGACCUUUCUUUUGACUUUCAUUAAAACCAACAAAGAUAUCAUUGUACCUAGAAUACCCGUAGCUGGGAACCCUGAUUAUGACCUCAACUCAUGGCGAGGACAAAGAAGGAAGCCUACGGAAGAACAAUUGAAACUUUUGGAUGUGGAGAAUAGGGAAGAUUUUCAUUAUUAUCCUGAAGAAGCUGAUAUUCCUGGGAAAGUCUGGCAUUUUAAGGAAUAUAUAGCAAAUACAAAUAACGAGUACGAGGAACAUAAAGAUGAAUAUGAAUAUUUAGUACCAUUGGAUUCUGUUGGUGGUGCGGUUUUAUUUGCCAAAUCAAUUGUUUAUAAGCAAGGAGCAAUAUUCCCAACUAGUUAUAUUGUGGGUACCACUUGGGAUAGAUCAGAAGGGUAUGAUGGGAUUGAGACUGAAGGGUUAUGUUAUUUGGCCAAACCUUUAGGGUAUAGUUGUUGGG
Molecule: messenger RNA, 1027 nt
Organism: Hemisphaericaspora subhashii
Lineage: Eukaryota; Fungi; Ascomycota; Pichiomycetes; Serinales; Debaryomycetaceae
Exons: 2
Biological process (GO): cell wall mannoprotein biosynthetic process; protein N-linked glycosylation
Cellular component (GO): mannan polymerase complex
Molecular function (GO): alpha-1,6-mannosyltransferase activity
Source: RefSeq, a predicted model, not a curated record